GGUUGAGUUCCCCGGCUCAGGCCCCAGGGGCCGAGGACAGACCUGAACACAUUAGCGUCCACAGAGGCCCCUCUCCAGCCUGGGCAGAGGAACCCCCAGUGCAGGGCAUGGGGGUGGGCGGCCCCUCCAGAUUUGGGGCGCCUGCCCCCCGCUAGGCCAAGUAGAGGGGGGUCUCCCCGCCCAAUGGGCCUGGCCAGGGCCCUGCGCCGCCUGAGCGGCGCGCUGGAGUCAGGAAACAGCCGAGCUGGCGAUGAGGAAGAGGCAGGGGCCGGGCUGUGCCGCAAUGGGUGGGCGCCCGCACCGGUGACUGGGAGCCGGCGCCGCGGGCGCUUCGUCAAAAAAGAUGGGCACUGCAAUGUGCGCUUCGUGAAUCUGGGUGGCCAGGGCGCGCGCUACUUGAGUGACUUGUUCACCACAUGUGUGGACGUGCGCUGGCGCUGGAUGUGCCUGCUCUUCUCCUGUUCCUUCCUCGCCUCCUGGCUGCUCUUCGGUCUGACCUUCUGGCUUAUCGCCUCACUGCAUGGUGACCUGGCGGCCCCGCCGCCCCCGGCGCCCUGUUUCUCACAGGUGGCCAGCUUCCUGGCUGCCUUCCUCUUCGCGCUGGAGACGCAGACGUCCAUAGGCUAUGGUGUGCGCAGCGUUACCGAGGAGUGUCCAGCUGCUGUGGCCGCCGUGGUGCUACAGUGCAUCGCAGGCUGUGUGCUCGACGCCUUCGUCGUGGGAGCAGUCAUGGCCAAGAUGGCCAAGCCCAAGAAACGCAACGAGACGCUGGUCUUCAGCGAAAACGCAGUGGUGGCUCUGCGAGACCGCCGCCUCUGCCUCAUGUGGCGGGUGGGCAACCUGCGCCGCAGCCACCUGGUGGAGGCUCACGUGCGGGCCCAGCUGCUGCAGCCCCGUGUGACCCCGGAGGGUGAGUACAUUCCGCUGGACCACCAGGAUGUGGAUGUUGGCUUUGACGGAGGCACCGACCGCAUCUUCCUCGUAUCCCCCAUCACCAUUGUGCACGAGAUUGACUCGGCCAGUCCACUGUACGAGCUGGGGCGGGCAGAGCUGGCCCGGGCUGACUUUGAGCUGGUGGUCAUCCUCGAAGGCAUGGUUGAGGCCACAGCCAUGACGACACAGUGCCGCUCAUCUUACCUCCCAGGUGAGCUGCUCUGGGGCCAUCGCUUCGAACCAGUCCUUUUCCAGCGCGGCUCCCAGUAUGAGGUUGACUAUCGCCACUUCCAUCGAACAUACGAGGUCCCAGGGACACCAGUCUGCAGUGCCAAGGAGCUGGAUGAACGGGCAGAGCAGGCUUCCCACAGCCCUAAGUCCAGUUUUCCUGGCUCCCUCGCUGCAUUUUGUUAUGAGAAUGAACUUGCUCUGAGCUGCUGCCAGGAAGAGGAGGAAGACGAGGAUGCUAAGGAGGGGACUUCAGCAGAGAUCCCAGAUCGGGCUGACAGUCCCCAAGCUCUUACACCAACCCUGGCACUGACCCUGCCUCCAUGACACAGCUGAGGCCCACUUCCCCAUGUGGCUCCCCUUCCCAUUGGGAGGAGGGGGUUUCCAAGGACCAGUGGCUGAGACAACCAUUACCCAUGAGGUUGUCUACCACAGACAAUACCAGACCUUCAUUUCUCUGCUCCAUCCUCACUCUCAAGACCCUUUAGGAGCUGGAUUCCUGCGGCUUACGAGAGCUGAGGGAUCCACAUUUCUGGACCAUCCCAGAGGCAAGGCAUAAAGGCUGGAUUCUGGUCAGAUUUCAGUGAGACACAUGGCUUCGGAGAAGAAGAUGUCAAUUUACACAGAUCAAGAAGCGGAGUCAAGUGACGAUGGCUUUGCUACCCUCAGGAGGAAGAGGGAAGAGUACUCCAAGGAUUCGGGAUCAUCAUGAUUGGCCAAAGACAGACUGGUGCCCGGACUCUAUGUGAAGAAAAGUCCAAGAGUUGAGAUCCUCUAAGUCUAGGUUGACAGGGGGGAUUCUAGAACAAGCUGGCUAGAGAGGGGACCUACUCCAGAAACCACAACACACAGAGCAUCGGUAGGACUAAGAUGACGUGAGGCUCCUGAUGCCCGAGAACUCUAGCAUACUGGCUCUUUAGAGUCCAGCUAAGGGAGUGAGUCUGGCUUCUCCGUGUCCACAGGGUAAAUCUGCUUUUGUUUGAAGUGCCAUUCUUAGAGCAUCCAAAGGAAUCAGGAUUCUGUGAGCCGAGGUUGAUCAGAGUCCAGCAGAAGUCUAGAUGCCUGUGCUUUGCUGCUCCACUUUGCCCAGAGGGUUGGGGAGCUCCAUGACCAUGGGUGACUUCCUGUGUGGUUUUAUAAUGCCAACAGGAAUCAAAGCUCCAGGGACCCAGAACUGUCCUUCCCCAAAGUCCUAGUCACCUUCAGAUGGACAGCCUGGUAGUCCUGGGAGGCAGACGCUUUUCUGGGCGGAGCUUGCAAGCAAGAGCCUAGAAGAAGAUCCCAGGGCUAGAGGGCAAUGGAAGG
Molecule: messenger RNA, 2466 nt
Organism: Chionomys nivalis (European snow vole)
Lineage: Eukaryota; Metazoa; Chordata; Mammalia; Rodentia; Cricetidae
Gene: Kcnj14
Product: potassium inwardly rectifying channel subfamily J member 14
Exons: 3
Coding region: 184-1488 (434 amino acids)
Biological process (GO): regulation of monoatomic ion transmembrane transport; potassium ion import across plasma membrane
Cellular component (GO): plasma membrane
Molecular function (GO): inward rectifier potassium channel activity
Source: RefSeq, a predicted model, not a curated record